Protopolystoma xenopodis is the source of this 549-nucleotide messenger RNA. The record is from the annotation of a GenBank genome assembly. NCBI's taxonomy places the organism in Eukaryota, Metazoa, Platyhelminthes, Monogenea, Polystomatidea, Polystomatidae.
AUGCAGCGAAAAGAGGCUGUAAAAUCUCCGGCCUCUUCGGGAUAUUGUUGCUCAGGAUUUUGCUUGAACCUUCAAACUUACAGUUACUUAUCUCUAUCUUUUUUCUGCUGUACUUUGUUGCCAUGUAGAAUAGGCCACGGUUCCGAAAAAUCCUUCUUCAUUAUCAAAUUUAACUUGGCAGCAUGUAGCGCUGAGCCACAACUGGAUCGCAAUAUUUUACCGUGUUCUCAGGCUGCGGCAUCAGCUGGAAUGAGGGCUGAUAUUGAGGCAAACGACAAGAGAUUGGCUCAAAAUGUCAUUUUCAACAAGAUUACUCCACCAAAACGCUCUGCUUACCUUGUCAAGGGCCUCUCCAGUCUUGAAGGCAUUUUCAUCCUCCUCAUGCUUACGAGUCAUGUCUCCGGAAGCGUCUUUGUCCGCGAAGAUAGGUCAAACCACUCCUCCGAGCGUGUUUCGGUGAAGUCCCAUGAACUGGCUCAGCAAGACAUACUACUGGCCCCAGCUUUCAGCCAGCUGAAAGCUUAUCCUAAAAAUAUGCGUACUCUUUAA